Aspergillus sclerotioniger CBS 115572 is the source of this 1211-nucleotide messenger RNA. RefSeq names its product protein kinase. Gene Ontology annotation, biological process: spliceosomal complex assembly; protein phosphorylation; regulation of mRNA processing. The transcript has 6 exons. Gene Ontology annotation, molecular function: ATP binding; protein kinase activity. NCBI's taxonomy places the organism in Eukaryota, Fungi, Ascomycota, Eurotiomycetes, Eurotiales, Aspergillaceae. The record is from RefSeq and is a predicted model, not a curated record. The coding region runs from base 12 to 1211 and encodes 399 amino acids.
CUCCAGUGACAAUGCUACGCCUAACGCGUCAAUUCACGAGAUCUCUCUUCCGGAAGUCGCCUUCUCCAGCUCGGCAGUUCUCUCAAUCAGGUCCUCUUCUUGACUCAAAUGACAAGCUAGAAGAGGAAACCCUGCGAUGGUACUCACCCGAUCAUUUCUACCCGGUGAAAAUCGGGGAGAUCUUUCACUCUAGAUAUCAAGUCAUCGGGAAAUUAGGCUACGAGGGAUAUUCCACGGUGUGGCUUUGCAGGGAUUUUCAACAGCAUGCCUAUGUCACAUUGAAGAUGUAUGAACGUGACUCUGCCCAUGGAGAAAGAGAAACACAAGUGUACAAUCAUUUGAAAACUGUCAAGUCAACUCUCACUGGCUCUAUUCUUGUCCGACAUGCACUAGAUGACUUCCAAAUCAGCUCUGGCGACUCUUCUUAUCAGUGCCUUGUGCAUCCUCCUUUAGCUAUGAGUCUGUUCGAGCUUCGCAAUCGCAUUCCAGCCAAGGUCCUUCCUGAGAAUGUAUUCAAGCCAACUUUGAUUCAUAUUCUUCUCGCGUUGGACUUUCUGCAUACAGAUGCUCGCAUUGUUCAUACCGACAUACAAGAAAAAAACAUCAUACUCGGCGUAGAGGAUGAAUCAAUUCUAGUCGAUUUCGAAGAAGCAGAGAAAUCCAACCCCAGUCCACGAAAAGUCAUCGGAGAUCGAGUCAUCUAUUCUUCUCGAAGGCUUGGAAUUCCUAAAAUCCAUGGGCGUCCUAUUUUAUCUGACUUUGGGGAGGCUCGUUGCAUUUCCGAUCUAGGUUCACGGUGGGAGGAUGUGCAGCCGUUGAUUUACCGGGCUCCUGAGGCAGUAUUACGCAUGCCGUGGGAUGAGAAGAUUGAUAUUUGGAAUUUGGGGGUUUUGGCCUGGGAUCUAUUCGAACAAGGACACCUUUUCUACGCUCGCGAUUUGGACAAAAAAAGCUCAGACAGUCAUCAUCUCGCUGAAAUGGUCGCAAUCCUUGGACCGCCGCCGAACGACAUGCUUCGGCGUAGUGAGUAUGCGAGGGAGUUUUUCGAUACCGAAGGUAGUUGGAAACAUGCCACUGAGAUACCCUCUAAUCUACGAGGCACACACCAAGAGCAAUUCCUCUGCUUUUUGCGCAAGAUGCUUCAGUGGAGACCGAAGAAUCGAGCAUCCGCGAAGGAGUUAUUGUCGGAUCCUUGGUUGAAGUCGGUUUGA